GAGAAUGUCCACAAAACAGUCUGGCAUGAUUCCACUGCAGUAUUCCGUACUUCCGUACGCAAUAUUCCGUACAGCCCCCUGGAUCCCCGGCAUGACAGCCAAGCACGGCAGGGGCCGCAAAGGCCAAAUUCGGACCCCGACUUCCCAGAGCGACGACCCGUGAGACGGAAUCACAUUGGCGUUGUUGGGGGGGACCUGCUGUGAAGGAAACAGCACCGAAACACUUGCUGUACUGUGUAUGGAGUAUUCCGUACACAAGUGCAGCGAAGGCCGGCAAAACCCGGGCCAUCGUGCCUUCGUUCAACGCAUAAACACCCCAGCAAAGCCGGACUCGAUGGCUCAGUUGAUGAGUCAAAGGUCGGCGGCUCGCCGUGCUUGACCGAAGGCUCCCAGAAAGCGCGCACGCGAUUGUUCGGAGUCAUUGCCGCUUCCGUCCGCUGGCUCAGAGUUGCAACGGUUUCAAUGCCCUUUUGGGCGAUAGCCGACGACCUUGAUCUCAGUUUCAACCUCCAAACGCGUCGAUCGCGCGUGCGCCCUACUCUGCACUCGACGACGGUCAAGAGCCCCUUUCCGGAAACGACCCGGAUCCCUGGGACCACACAAGGGCGAGCUCGUCCGGGAUGCAACGCGCCGAAUCAUGCAGGAGACGUCAUCCGUGCUCAGCGGUCGAAUGGGAGGCAGGGGGAGCAGUCUUCGGCCGAAGCGAGGGCAAGGCGGUUGGUCGCGGCGACACGGGACGGAGAUUUUCGAUACCAUAAAAAGAACACACGGCAUCCCGGCGGCUCGGUCCCGGCCAGUGACUGGGCGGCGGCGGCUGACGGGCGAAACGCCGCACCCCGAUCGGACCGGAUGCCCUCCGCGCAGCAUGGCCUCUCCGCCGGCCACUCAGACAGACGCACGCAACUGCGCGAGUCCGAUCGGGGCGCCCAAUUGUGGCAGCCAGCAAAAAGAAAAACGGACGCGCUCAUGAUCCGUUUCGAGGUUCUGCAUGGCUUGCCGCCGGAGCGGCGCUUACAGACCUCGGCGCUUCCAGAUGCCACUCGUCGCGGCGCUUCUAUUGGCCGGUGCCUCCGCGCGUAUGACGGGCAUCGCCCGCCGCCAUCGCGACAUUGGACGACCUCGCUCCCGUGGGUUCUAAAUCGGGAGCAGAAGCACGUUUCGAAACCCCGGAGAAACAAUAAAAAUAAGCUCUCCUGGUGAUAUCAUUGCAUGCGCCUGGUGGACUCGCCCAGUGGCCGCCAAGACCGCGUAUCCCCCAUGUCCACCGCCCCCCCUUUCCCCC
Messenger RNA from Thermothielavioides terrestris NRRL 8126, 1282 nucleotides. RefSeq lists its product as uncharacterized. Lineage: Eukaryota; Fungi; Ascomycota; Sordariomycetes; Sordariales; Chaetomiaceae. The record is from RefSeq and is a predicted model, not a curated record. The transcript has a single exon. Bases 463 to 1200 code for a protein of 245 amino acids.